AUGGAGGAGGUCGAGAAUCCACUGAAGUACGAUCGCAUUGUCCAGAACAUCGAUUUGUCUCAGUGGAACCUGCAAACCCUUGCCUAUUUAUGCACAAUCCACCGUGCUCGUGGUCCAUGCAACAAUAAAAAAGAAGUGGUCUUUGGAAACGAGCUGUUCUUGGCAUGGGAGAACGAGCCUGAUUUCCACUGGCCUUGGUGCGAAGGGUAUUCUGAAAAUUUCGUGCAUCCUCCGGCGACUGAAUCCUGGGAGGCGGCUGCCGAAAAAUUGCUACAGACUUGUGAUGGGAAUUGGAACUUGGUCGAGCAUCGCAUUCGAGCGGCUCUCGACCGAGACAUCAAGGACGAAUUUAUUGGAAACGAUCGGGAGCUAGUCGUAUAUGUUCGAGGAUUAACUCUCGGUCUGGCGGUCCAGGACCCUUUGGUGAUUUUUCCUUUGGAUGAGCCUUUGGAGGAGACUACGUUUUUUAAUUUGUAUUGGGAUUUUACUUCGGAGGUUGAGCCCCGUUUACUAUUGGACCUACGCCCUCUGGCCAGAAUAUGGGCCAUCGCGGUUGAACUCCUCGGGCACCUGUGGACCGACCUUGAAACGACAACGGUGGUAACUGAAUUAUCUGAGCGUCGCUCAGCAGCCAAGGGCCAAAAACGCGAGCGCGAUCUGGAUCCAUCAACUGAAAGGAAAUCCGCUCCCAUUGACCCUCGCUCUCCUGCGCGAGGGUUCUUUCCGGAGGCUACCCCAAAGCUAGUUCGCGACUCCGUUGCCCCUGUUCCGCCGCAACCGAGCAGCAGGCGAUCUUUUGUUUAUCAUGGACCCGUCGUGGGGGUGCUGAUACCCCCACGACCGGUGUCCAUAGGAGAGGACGCAUUGGGUUGGUCCUCCCCAUCUUCUCCGUCCGUUUCAUGA
Molecule: messenger RNA, 903 nt
Organism: Cylindrotheca closterium
Lineage: Eukaryota; Bacillariophyta; Bacillariophyceae; Bacillariales; Bacillariaceae
Source: the annotation of a GenBank genome assembly